UGAAGGCUGCUGGCGUGGUAUGCCUGAUUGGACUGGGCCUCAGCCUGGGCACGUUGCUGCUGUACCGUCUCUACUUCCGCAUCAUCGUACCCUUCCUGCACAACGUCUGGUCGGCCAAGGGCAAGAACUCGCUGCUUGACGAUGAGUACACGCUCUAUCUG
This is a messenger RNA of Candidula unifasciata, 161 nucleotides long. The record is from the annotation of a GenBank genome assembly. Lineage: Eukaryota; Metazoa; Mollusca; Gastropoda; Stylommatophora; Geomitridae.